AUGUGGCUCAUGCUGGUGGUAUGGUUUGCUGGAGCUGCAGCUGUGCUAUAUUCUCUGUACUGCUGGGUGAUCCCUUCAGCUGUGCAGUAUAAUGGCAAAUUAGCACUACUGUGGCAUGAUGUUAUUGUUGAGCACCUUCUUGACACUCUGACCAGAACAACUCGACCUCAGCGGCUGCUAAGAGCAGUUCAGAAAAAUGCCACCCGCAACAACCCUUUAAGUGUGAUCUCGGCUAUUGACGAUUUUUGCCGGCACAGAGAGUGGGCCAUGAAUGUAGGGGAUGAGAAAGGUUUUAUCCUGGACUCAGUGGUCAACGAGGUGAGUCCGGUGACAGCGCUUGAAUUGGGUGCUUAUUGUGGAUACUCAGCAGUGCGCAUUGCCCGCCUCUUGCCUCCUGGUGCUUGUCUCAUUACCCUAGAAUUCAACCCCGAUUAUGCUGCCAUUGCUCGUCAAGUCAUUGCAUGGGCUGGUCUGGAGGACAAGGUACAACUGGUUGAAGGAGCUUCUGGAGACUGGAUCCCACGGAUGAAGGAGCACUUUGGCAUUGAAACAUUUGACUUUGUUUUCCUUGACCACUGGAAGGAUAGCUACCUGCCUGACACCAAACUGCUGGAGGAAUGUGGGCUUCUUCGGAAGGGCACUGUGCUGCUGGCUGACAAUGUUAUCUGCCCUGGAGCUCCAGACUAUCUGGAAUAUGUUCGGAAAAGCCUUUCCUAUGAGAGUCGUUUCUUCAAGUCACACCUGGAAUACACCAAGGCUGAGGAUGGCCUGGAGAAGUCUGUGUAUCUGAGCUAG
Molecule: messenger RNA, 795 nt
Organism: Chanos chanos (milkfish)
Lineage: Eukaryota; Metazoa; Chordata; Actinopteri; Gonorynchiformes; Chanidae
Gene: comtb
Product: catechol-O-methyltransferase b
Exons: 5
Coding region: 1-795 (264 amino acids)
Biological process (GO): developmental process; dopamine metabolic process; catecholamine catabolic process
Molecular function (GO): catechol O-methyltransferase activity
Source: RefSeq, a predicted model, not a curated record